AUGGAUAAGAGUUGGAUUCAUAAGUCACGGGAUCGUGGAUUCCGUGCGGGCGAUAUAUAUGAAGCUGGUGUAAAUGGCUUCCUAAACUUUGCUUUUUCCAAAGUACCCAUAGGAGAGAAGAUUUUAUGCCCAUGUGUAAAUUGCAUUAAUCAACGAUUGGGAACAUGGGAUGAAGUGUUUGACCACUUGAUAGUUGAUGGAAUUAUGACUGGUUACACGAUAUGGAGUUUCCAUGGGGACGACAUAUCUUCAAAUACCACAGUGACAGAAAAUGUUACAGUUGAUGAAGAAGAUGAAGAUAUUGUUAACAUGCAUGACAUACUUCAAGAUGCAUUUCCCGGUCAAACCUUUGAAGGAGUUGGUGUUGGUACCACAAGUGGACACACAGAGGAAAUAAGAGAUGAUUCACAAAAAUUGCAUAGAUUGAUGCAAGAAGCAGAGAAGGCAUUAUAUCCAAAAUGUAAUAAAUUCAUAAAUCGUCAUUCAUGUUGCAUUAUAUCACAUAAAGUGCCUAUGCAAUGGAGUGACAAAUCUUUCUCUAUGUUAUUGGAUUUAUUGAAGAAAGCACUACCACAAGGUAACACCUUGCCGAAUUCUUUAUAUGAAGCAAAGAAGAUGGUUAAGGACUUGGGACUCAGUUACAACAAGAUCGAUGCAUGCCCCAAUGAUUGUAUGCUAUAUUGGAAGGAUGCAUCUAAUGAAAAGUCUUAUCGCAUUUGUGGGGCAUCAAGGUAUGAAUCCAAAAGCAAAGUUCCAGAAAAAACAUUACGUCACUUCCCUUUGAUACCAAGGGUUCAAAGAUUGUAUAGGUCAUCAGUAACAUCAUCUGACAUGAGAUGGCAUAAAGAUGGACGUAUAGAUGAUGGAAAAAUACGCCAUCCUGCAGACGCAGAAGCAUGGAAGGACCUUUGA
Molecule: messenger RNA, 912 nt
Organism: Telopea speciosissima
Lineage: Eukaryota; Viridiplantae; Streptophyta; Magnoliopsida; Proteales; Proteaceae
Exons: 1
Coding region: 1-912 (303 amino acids)
Source: RefSeq, a predicted model, not a curated record